CAGAAAUCUAAUGAUCGAAUAUCGGAAGGAGCCUAUUGCGCUCCAUCCGACACAGUUAAUAGUACCUCCAGACUGUCUGUGUUCUCCUCCUGUACACUACUUUUGAAUGCUCGUCGUGCCAUCUGCAUCAGGCAAAAACAACGACCCAAGAACACUUCUUGAAACAAGGAUUUUUACUCUGACGAGUGACUUAACGAGCCGAUUAAUAUAGGCUUUUCAAAAUUGCGAGAGUGAGAUUCAACACCAUGAAGAUCUUCUGCAAUGACUACGAGAUUGUGACUUUGUCUGUUGUUGAGGUGCGACAGGUUGACGAGUUUUGGAUUUGUUUUUGAUUCCUUAGGUUGCCUGCGAUGAUAAGCAGGUUGUUCACGAAAGUAAGACGAGGCUGAUUUUCUUUGGCAAAAAUGACAAAGAGACUUCGAUGAUUCUGCUGAGGUUGUUGAGUGUCUUACCCAUACUGCGAUAGACGAGUUGUUUGUAAGCGUUAUUGAGAUCAAUACUCAGAGGUCUUCCUUCUUUCUGCCGAUUCUUCAAAAAUCAUCGAUCCAUGCUUGUUUCUAUAAUGGACUUAGUUAAAAUAUCAUGGCUAUGACAGGAUCAUGAGGCGCGGUGAGGUCUUUAUGUGGGCGUUAUUAAAUACGCAUUCCUAACUCCGGUUGGUAGCGCUCGCUCUGGAAUGUUCAUGUGUAGGAUUUGCACCACAAGAAAAAAUAUAAUGUUUCAACACUUUGAUCUCCGGCACUCUGCUGUAGCGCAGGCAGAGUGCUACUGCUAGUGCUACAGCACAAAUGUCUAGCUUUUUCAAGUUAAAUCAUGUUGCUAGAGAAUACAGAGCAAAGUCACAGUAUCAUUAACUAGACUGCUAAGCAUACCAGAAUUAGAAUCAGAUAAAUAGAACUCAUCGUCUCGCUCCAAACGAUCAACAAAAUGUUGCGCAAAUUCUUGCUCUGUUUUGGCAUGGCGCUUGCCCAAGUGAGUCAAAACAUCGGGCUCGAGCAACAGAUGGGGAUGCUGUUUCAGCAGAUUAUGGUACCCGGUGCUGACUACAAUUACUAGCUUGUUAUGAUCCAUGUUUUUGUAAUUUGUGGCAACACGACAUCAAUGAAUUUUUGACAUGCAGCAUGAACCGCAGAAGGAAACACUUUUAUUCAAGUGAAUAUUCUAAGCUUUUGAGUGAAAUAUAAAUAACCUACAUCUUCAGGUAUCUAUGGGCAAGUUUGAUGGUGUGAAACCAGCGUUGAUCCGAGUGCAGCAGCGCGUAUACAGCGAACCGCAGGUGGCUGCGGGUCUGGACGCGCGAAGCAGAGCUCUACUUGAUGGUGCGGAGACUGAAAAGAUGCACCUCGAAUUCUUGAGACUCCAGAAGGUGGCUCAAGACUACACACAAAGUCCUACCUUAAUGACGGAAGCGGGACGCGGCGAGCAGUAUCUACGAGAUUUGGACACCUAUGCGCGGAGCCUCGCGCAGCAUGUGGAUGAGGUAGCGCAGAGUGUCGCAAAACUGGACAAGAAUGCGCCAUCGGGUAAUAUGGCUUCUACGCCUGGCAUUCCUAGCAGUGGCGCGAGUGGUCCAGGCCAUGUGGGCGUUGGUAUCCCGAUUAAACUACCCGGACAGCUUGGUGGAGCAAACGCAGGUGCAUCUAAUGGGCAAGGACCAUCAGCUUCCGUGACUGGAGGUGCUCUGAGAGCAGGGAGUGGUCCAGGCCCACUGCCGCCAGCAGCUUCAACCCCCCCACCAAUCAGCGCUGGAGGAGGUGUUGGAAACAAUAUGCUCGGAAGGACUACGGCAGCACCAUUCCCAGCGGCCGAGGGCGUUGAUAGUGGUAGUUUGUUUCCGCGAGGAGGCGCACGACUAGCGGAGAAGCCAGACAUGAACAUGUGGAAAGCGCAGCAGAUGAUGGGAAAUUUGCCUGCAGGAGAUGCUCCUGCACCUGCAGGAGUUGCAGGACCGAUGGGCGCUGGGCCCAAUGGCGGUAAGGCCUCGAAAUUGGAUUUUCUUUUUUUGGAUUUGCAGAACGGGAUGAGCGAUUUCGAGCAACUGAAGCCUCUGUUCGCACAAGUGCAAAGCAAGCUCACGAGCUCUUCGGUUGCCUCGAAACUCUCCGUGGAUGACAAGCGGGUAUUGCAGGGCAUUGUGGCAGAGGAGUUGAACAUGCGGUUCUUGUCGAUUCAACAAACGGCAGACCGCGUGGAGCGAGAGAGGCAAGGCCGUUUCGCACCAGCCGAAGAGAAGCAGUUCGCGGACGAAGUGGAGAAGUUUAUCCAAGACAUGCGCGCCCACUCUGCACGCGUCCGGGAGCUCUUCUCUGGGGAUGUCCUCCGCAUGCGGGGUCAAGUGCCAGCGCCGUUGCCACGUGCAGACCCGAACGCGCAAGUCGACCCAAAUUCCAUCGAGAUGCGCAGGAUCGCGGUCCAUUUCUCCGAGAUACAAAGCAACAUGCAGAUCUUCGAACGAGAGUUAGCGCCAAGGUUCGCUUCGGUCACGCAAUCGAUACUGCAGAAGGCGCCGGAAGCCAGAGACCGGGACAUUCUCACAGGCGAAGCGAGUCAAAAACUGCACUUGCGGUUCGUCACCUUGCAAGCGCGACUGCACUCUUCCUACAAGGAAAAGGCGUACGAGCAGGAGGUGGCGCAGUUCGCAGCGGAUCUUAGCCGCCACGUGCAGGAGGCUCUGAAGCUGAUGAAGCAGCUCGGUGUCGAGAAGAGCGCAAUGCCUGCAAUUGGAGGCGGCGCCGCACCAGUAGGAGGAGCUCCAAUCGGAGGCACGCCGAUCGGCGGAGCACCAAUAGGUGGAGGAGGUGCAGCAGGUGUUGGAGGACCGCAACUCUCGUCGCAGCAACUAGGCGGUGGAUUGAGGUCUGUGCCACAAAACAAUAUGCCGACCCCGUCGAAUUUCGCAGGCGGCGGUGGCAGACCAAUGGAUCCAACAUCCAAAAAAAUUAACGACCUCUUCGAAAAAAUCGAAAAACACAUGAACUACUUCGAAACGAAAGUGAAGCCUCUCUUCAGAAACGUGCCCGCACCACAAGUAUUCGAUAAGAAUGCUCACUUGUUGCAUUUUCUUGGCAUUUUUAGCAAGAACAUCAACAUCAAGAUGCCUACUAUUGUUCUUUGAUUAAUACGUUACCAUGAUUAACUCAUGACCAUAAUCAUUUCCUGUUGCAAAAGCAUUCAUAUUCCAGGGAGAUUCCACCACCAAAAAUAACAGGUUCUGAUGUCAAAAUUCACCGAUAAAGCCGAAUUGAAAAUUGCUACUGGGCAAGCAUCUGAGGAUAUUCACAGGAGGUUUCUCUCCAUUCAGCAGCGCACACAAUCGCUGGAGAGGCAAGCUGGUCCUGCCAUCCAGGCGUUCAUUAUCGACUUACAGAAAUUUGAGCAGGAUUUGGCCGUACACGUGCCGCAGGCAGAAGAAGUGAUGAAGCGCGCAUCUCAGAUGUCCCAGGGUAGUACUGAAGCAUACAAAAAGCAAACGCCUACACUAUCAGAAGAAGAAAUGGAGGCAGAACUCAAGAAGGUCGAACAGGAUAUCAACGAAGCAGACCGACGAUUGCCAACAACACUGCGAAAUCUCAAAAAGAGAAUGAAGGACCAGGUAGAUGACCUAAACUAUGUAUUAGUUUUUCUACACUUCUUGAUACUAGCUGGAUCUAUCACGACUUUAUAGCUUUACUUAGCUGUAGUGCAAGAGGACGAAACAAAGGAAACUACCUAGAAUAGUCCAUAAUCAUACAUCUCCUGCUGCAGGCUCAUUACUCUGAAAAGUUUUCAUGUGUUUUUACUAUACUGAAUUGCUAUAUCUUAGUACUAUUGCUAAAGCUUUUCCUGUUCCAUCCACACAGAUCGGGCAGCUGUCGGAUCAGAGCGUAGUAAACAAGGAAGUCAACAAAAUGACGCAUAUGCUGGCAGCAAUAAAGAGUGCCGCGUUACAACUCUUGAAGCAAAUACGGAACGGCUUUGGAGGCAAGGGAGAUAUGAAAGCCAUGAGCGAACUUUUUUGGGGAGAUUUUGCAACAGAAUCGCAGAGGUACUAACUUGUUGAGUAUGAGUGCUUGAGUUAUUUGUAUUUUUUUGAAGAAUCAAUGCAUUGCAACGACUACUUGCUUCACAAAGAAAUAACAUCAUGUAGGAUACACAGAGGACGUGCAUGUUGUUCUUGAAGAUGCUUCUUUGUCUCUCUUCACACAUUCACGUAUUUCCAGGUUCCUUGCUACGAUUCGUGAUUUGCAGAAGGAGGAGAUGCAGACAGCGCGCGAGGAAAACAAAGGUGGUGAUAUGGCACAGAACAUCAACAUGCCAGGAAUGAAACUGACCGGUUCGAUUUUAGGAACCAGCGGCGUCACUCAACAGUCCUUGGAACAGAACAAAGCAUCAGAGAAAUCUUAUGUCUCUCGUGGUAUGGUCAACGGCGGCGCAGCUGCCGGCAUGAACAAUGACGCGGAGAACGCGAUGCUCAGCGGAGCUGCAGGGGUACAACUGCACUACUCAAUUAGAAUUACAUUUUCCACUUGCACUUGCUAGGGAGAUCUAGUAAUUAGAAUGGCAGCAGCCCUGGCUUUGGAUGAAUUCCUUUUCUAGCUUUUUAUUGUAUCCCGACAUUUCAAUUGCACAUAAAAACACAGGCAGCAAUGCAGCCAGGAAGUGGGGGUGCGGGACUCGGUGGUGUCGGUGGAUUGACGGGAUUAGCGAAAUUACCUAAACUUGAGUUGUGAUCCGGCAACUUCCUUGUGGUCUCUAAGUGUUAGUAGAGACCAAGAAUGGAUAAUAUAGAACUAUUUUUAGAAGCAUGUUGAUUUAGUACCUGUGACUAAGUACACAGGGAGAUAGUCAUUCAAUCAAAAGCGAAAAAAGAUUCAAAGAGGGGCUAGAUCCACAUUAACGUUGUGGACGGUGGACCGAGCCUCUCAGGGUGUCGCGAAGAGACACAAGGACCUCCUGCGCGGCAUAUUAGCUCAGAAGAUCCUCCGUUGUUUCUUAGUGCCAGAGUUGAAUCUCCGGAAUCGGAGUCGAUCUUCGAGAUAUAUGCUGUUUUUCUGAGGAACUUGACUCGAGCACCUCCGCAUGUGCAUGCCGUUUCUACCCUAGUUUAUUUCAUCAUGUUAAGUACCAGUACGACCAGGAAAUUAAAGUUUUAGGCUAGCAUCUAUGAUUACUAUUGUUCAUCAAGAACAAGAAAUCACGAGGUUGGCGUAGAUGAGGUUAAUUGCGUCAACCAAGAAUGCUAAAUUGUUUACUGAUUUUCAACAAGACAAUCAAAACAAAGAAAAAGAAGCAACAAGUAGGAAUGUCAUAUCAACAACUUUGCUGUUCUUCAUUAGAUUACCACGAACACGACAAAAGGCGCCAGAAUGUUGUGGAUGCAAGCAGACAAGCACAUUCACUGUCCACAAUGAUUAGUUCGUGCAGGUACUUGAUUCAAGGAGACGCCAAACAAGAAGAAGCUGCUGCUCACACUUGUUCUUACAAUUAUGUCAUAUGAAAUCUAAAGCCAGUACGGACACACUGCAU
This is a messenger RNA of Amoebophrya sp. A25, 5505 nucleotides long. The record is from the annotation of a GenBank genome assembly. Lineage: Eukaryota; Dinophyceae; Syndiniales; Amoebophryaceae.